Molecule: messenger RNA, 432 nt
Organism: Parnassius apollo (apollo)
Lineage: Eukaryota; Metazoa; Arthropoda; Insecta; Lepidoptera; Papilionidae
Source: the annotation of a GenBank genome assembly
AUGGUAGAAAAUGGUAGCUCCAUUAGGACGGCGUUAAAAACCAGUAAAAUUCCCAACCCUACAUUGCGCCGUUACGUUAGAAAAAAACGUGAACAUGGUGAUAAUAUAUCACUCGAACCGAAGUAUGAUAUUAAUAAAGUGUAUACUGGAGAACAUGAAGAAAUAUUAUUAAAAUACUACAAAGACUGUGCACUUAUGUUCUACGGUUUGGCCAUCAAAGAAUGUAGGAAGGUGGCGUACGAAAUGGCAAAGGUUAAUAGCAUAAAAAUACCAAGCUCAUGGGAAAGGGAUAAAAUGUCAGGUUUGGAAUGGUUUCGUUUCUUUAAAAAAACUCCUGAUAUUUCAGUAAAGAAACCAGAAGCUGUAAGUCUCGCACGAGCUACCUCAUUCGAUCGGAAAGUUGUGGCAAUAUUUAAAAGAUCGCCUAAAUAA